Molecule: messenger RNA, 1008 nt
Organism: Humulus lupulus (European hop)
Lineage: Eukaryota; Viridiplantae; Streptophyta; Magnoliopsida; Rosales; Cannabaceae
Exons: 4
Coding region: 1-1008 (335 amino acids)
Source: RefSeq, a predicted model, not a curated record
AUGAUAAAUGGUAGAUUGCAGGGGGGGUUUCAAGGAGUUAAGGGGCUUCGACAAGGAGACCCUAUCUCUCCUUUACUUUUUGUCUUAGUUGUGGAAUAUCUUUCUCGGAUGCUUCAGCUUGGUGCUUUGCAACAUGAUUUUCGGUUUCACCCAAUGUGUAAAAGUCUCAAAAUCAUCAACUUAUGUUUUGCUGAUGAUUUAGUGAUUUUUUGCAAAGCAAACCGAAGUUCAGUUCAGAUUAUUCAGCAGGUUUUUGAAGAAUUUUGCCACAAUUCUGGAAUGAAGGCUAAUUUAAGCAAGUCUCAAGUUUUCUUUAGUGGUAUUUCAGCUCAAGAAAAACGCCAGUUACAGCAACUGUUACAGUUAGAAGAGGGCACCUUCCCCCUUAAGUAUCUUGGAGUCCCUAUGAGACCUACAAAAUGGAAAGAGGCUGACUAUGGAGAAAUUCUUAAAAUAAUAAAGCUUAGACUUCACACUUGUAUAAUCAAAGAAGUUGAAAAGCUUUGCAUGUGGUUUCUUUGGGGUAAUAAUGGCACAAGGAGCAAUUUUCAUCUUACAUCCUGGUCUACGGUUUGUUUGCCUAAAGCUUUUGGUGGAUUGGGUUUUGGUGAAGGUUCUAAGUGGAGCAAGGCAAUGCUUGGUAAGUACGUAUCGGCUAUCAGCCAUCAGCAGGAAGCUUUAUGGGUGAAAUGGGUUCAUGCAGUGUAUUUAAAGGGGCAAAACUUUUGGCAAUACCAACUUAAGGCUGAUACCAGUUGGUAUUGGCACAAAAUCUGUCAAUUGCGUAAGUUGUUUUCUCAAGAGGAGAUCGAAAAAGCUGGAAGUCAUGGAAGGUUUAAAAUUAGGCAGCUGUAUACUGGUCUUAUUCAUCAUAUCCCUGUCAAUUACAAGCAGUUUGUUUGGAACAGAGUUGUCCAUCAGGUUCAUGAUUGGUUCGGCUGUACAUGGCCUCUAAUAUUCUCGGACUGGUACAGGUGGAUAGAAGGCAUGAGGAAGGGGUUGAUUUGA